Molecule: messenger RNA, 2487 nt
Organism: Gastrolobium bilobum
Lineage: Eukaryota; Viridiplantae; Streptophyta; Magnoliopsida; Fabales; Fabaceae
Product: probable methyltransferase PMT27
Exons: 9
Coding region: 1-2487 (828 amino acids)
Cellular component (GO): endosome; trans-Golgi network; cytoplasm
Molecular function (GO): methyltransferase activity
Source: RefSeq, a predicted model, not a curated record
AUGGCACUGUUCAAGGCACGAAACAAUAGGAGGUCGUCAUCGCCGUCUUACGUUUCAACCUUAACAAUAUUAGCAUUCAUCGGACUAUGUGUUUUUGGUGUAUGGAUGCUAAGCAACAACUCCUCCGUAGUGUCGCCUCAAACAGACACCGUUGAAGGCACGUCUACUCGUACAGCCAUUGAUACCUCUGACACCACCAAUAACGAUUCAUCUUCCUCCGAAGAGUCCCACGAAACCACCACCAAAACCACCGAAGAAUCAGUUGAAACCACCGUCAAAAGCGCCGAGGACACCGCCAAGGAUACUCGUACUACUGUCUUUGGAGACAAUCCUGGUCAUCUCCCCGAUGAUGCCAUCAAGUCUGACGACAAAAAUCCUAACAAACAACAGAGUGCAAGUGUUGACUCUCAGAUAUCAGAGGCAAGUUCGUUAACUCAAAAAGAACAAGCCUCCGAAGCAGCUUCAGAUAAUGAUCAGAAAAAUUUAGAGUCUGAGAAAAUUCAGCAAGGUAGUAUUGAAGCGUCUGAAGGAAACAAAAAGGAUGAAGAAGAGAGUGCCAAGACUCAUGAUGCAACAGAAUCUCAGGAUGUAAAUACGGCUGAAAAUCAAGAACAAAGCACGGCACAGCAACAAGAUGUUCAGAGUUUUGGGUCUAAAAACAAUGAUGAAGAAGCAAAUAAAGAACAGUUAAGAGAUGACAAAGGUGAGAUCACAAAGAAAGAUGAAAAGAAAACCGAGAAGAAGAAAGUGCAAGAUGAAAGUGAAGAAACCAAGAAGCCAAAAGCAGAGAAGAAGGGCCGAAAGUCAAAGAAGUCGUGGUCAACACAAGCAGAUGAGUCACGGAGCGAAAACAAUAGACAGAACGAUGAAUCGGGCGAUGGGGAGAAACAGCAAGAUCAAACGUGGUAUCUCUGCAAAGUCACCGCAGGUGCUGAUUAUAUACCAUGUUUGGACAACGAAAAGGCUUUGAAACAGUUACGAAGCACAAAACACUUUGAACACAGGGAAAGACAUUGUCCUGAGGAGGCACCUACUUGCCUGGUGCCACUUCCAAAAGGUUACAAAAUACCCAUCGAAUGGCCUAAGAGCAGAGAUAAGAUAUGGUACCACAACGUCCCACACACGAAGCUGGCACAGGUAAAGGGACACCAGAACUGGGUGAAGUUAACGGGUGAGUUCUUGACAUUCCCUGGAGGUGGCACCCAAUUCAUUCAUGGAGCUCUCCACUACAUUGAUUUUCUUCAACAGGCUGAAGCUGGCAUUGCAUGGGGAAAGCACACCCGGGUGAUCUUGGAUGUUGGGUGUGGGGUUGGAAGUUUUGGAGGUUACCUAUUCGAUAGAGAUGUUAUUGCAAUGUCUUUUGCACCCAAAGAUGAACACGAAGCACAAGUCCAAUUUGCCCUUGAGAGAGGGAUUCCUGCCAUAUCUGCUGUCAUGGGUUCUCAAAGGCUACCAUUCCCCAGCCGUGUCUUUGAUCUCUUACAUUGUGCACGUUGUCGAGUACCUUGGCAUAUAGAGGGUGGCAUGUUACUCUUGGAAUUGAAUCGGGUGUUGCGACCGGGUGGUUAUUUUGUCUGGUCUGCUACUCCCGUGUACCAGAAGCUUGAAGAAGAUGUCGAGAUAUGGAACCAAAUGUCCACACUGACGAAAGCCAUGUGUUGGGAGCUUGUGACUAUCAACAAGGAUGCACUGAAUCAUGUUGGUGCCGCCAUUUACCGCAAACCCACUACCAACGAAUGCUAUGAGCAAAGGGAGAAAAACCAACCUCCAAUGUGCAAGGACGAUGAUGAUCCAAAUGCAGCCUGGUAUGUACCUCUGCAGGCAUGCAUGCACAAGGUGCCGGUUAACAAGGCUGAGAGAGGAGCCAGAUGGCCUGAACCUUGGCCUCGUAGACUACAGAAAGCCCCAUAUUGGUUAAACAACUCGCAGGUGGGGAUUUAUGGAAAACCAGCUUCUCAAGAUUUUGCAGCAGACAGUGAACGUUGGAAAAACGUUGUGGACGAGCUGAGCAACUUUGGUAUAACUUGGUCUAACGUGAGAAAUGUCAUGGACAUGCGAGCUGUCUAUGGGGGAUUUGCAGCAGCCCUGAGGGAUCUUCCAGUUUGGGUAUUCAAUGUGGUAAACACAGAUUCUCCGGACACACUUCCCAUCAUCUAUGAGAGGGGUCUUUUUGGGAUAUACCAUGACUGGUGUGAAUCCUUCAGCACGUAUCCACGAACUUAUGAUCUACUGCAUGCAGAUAAUCUUUUCUCGAAGCUUAAAGAGAGGUAUGAAUGGAAGUGCAAGCUUGCUCCUGUUUUGGCAGAAGUGGAUAGAAUAGUCAGACCGGGAGGUAAAUUGAUUGUCCGUGAUGAAUCCAGCACCAUCGGCGAAGUGGAAACUUUGUUAAAAUCUCUGCAUUGGGAAAUAACCUCCUCCCAAAAGCAAGAGGGUGUGCUCUGUGCAAAGAAAGGCAAUUGGAGGCCUGAUUCUGUAGCUUCGUCCUGA